CGGGCAGCGGCGCGGAGCCGGGCCGGCGCCCCUUCCCCGCCGGCGGGCAUCGAGCCUGCCCUGAGCUGCUUCUCGGAGGGGAGCCGGCAGCGGGACCGCCGCCAUGGGGUCCGGAGGCGGGCUGGGGCUGGCGGCGGUGCUGGCGGCCGCCGUGCUGUGCGGGCCCGGGGGGCUCGCCGGGCGCGUCCUCAGCGGUCAAAAGGUGUGCUAUGGUGACUUCAAGCGUUCCUGUUACAAGUUAGCUUAUUUCCAGGACUUGUCUAGACGUGUGGGCUUUCAGGAGGCCCGUCAAGCUUGUGAAAUUGAUGGUGGGGCUUUACUGAGCUUGGAAAGUGAAGCUGAGCAGCAGCUAAUAGAAAGCAUGUUACAAAACCUCACUAAAUCAGGCUCUGGGAUUUCUGAUGGUGAUUUCUGGAUUGGGUUGUGGAGAAGUGGUGACGGACUAGCCACCUCAAGUGCUUGCCCUGACCUCUACCAGUGGGCUGAUGGAAGUAUUUCACCAUUCAGAAAUUGGUAUACAGAUGAGCCUUCCUGUGGAAGUGAAGCCUGUGUUGUGAUGUAUCAUCAGCCAACUGCAAACCCUGGUCUGGGAGGGCCAUACCUUUAUCAAUGGAAUGAUGAUAGAUGCAACAUGAAGCACAAUUUUAUCUGCAAGUAUGGCCCAGAUAAUGUCUUAGAAAAAGAAUUAGGAGACAGAGCAGAGCCAGAUUACGAUAUUUUUCCAACAGUGCCAGCAGGAAAUCCUUAUGACACAAGCAAACCAGAAGAUCAGUAUCAUGUUAUUGCUACUGAAACAGGUAUAAUUCCGAAUCUAAUUUAUGUCAUAAUACCCACUAUACCACUACUGCUGCUGAUACUGGUGGCUUUUGGGACUUGCUGUUUCCAGAUGCUUCAUAAAAGUAAAGGAAGAACAAAAACCAGUCCAAACCAGUCCACACUAUGGAUUUCAAAGACGCCUAGGAAGGACAGUAGCAUGGAGUGAUGUUGGCCUUUUGCAAGCAGGAAGCAUCUGAGAGAGAAAGCUGUUGUUUCCUCCUUUAUUCUUUUAACCUUUUUUGGGUGCAAGCAAGUGUAAGUCAUCAUCAAGCUUCCACCCUCUAUUUCAAAGCAUCUUGGAACUGUGAUUCAAUUGAAAAUAAACCAUGCUGCCUACAUGUUUUAACAUAGUAAUGACUGGUUUCUCCACAGGUUAAUAUGCAGGCAACUGAAAUAAUAGAUGCUGAAUGAAGGCUAGAAUGUGGUCGACUAAGGUUAUGUUAGUUUUAUCUAGACAUAAAUUCAUUGAAUAAAAUGUUUAUUUUUAAUUAUACUAGUCUAUAUUACAUGUAUGUUUCUAUACCAGAGUUUAUACUAGGAAAUUUUUUAGCCUGAUGGGAUGGUUUAUUAAUGUAUGCCUCACAAUACAUCUAUGCUUUGCAGUUUGGGAAGGAAAAAAUACACAUAAAUAAAAGUUUAUUACUGUAUUUCUGGGAAGCAUAUUUUUUAUAGUGACUGGAUCUGCUUUGAGUUGGGUCUUGUACUUCAUUAACAGACUGAAACACAGUUUACAAUAGUGAUGUAAGGUAAAGAAUGCA
Harpia harpyja (harpy eagle) is the source of this 1574-nucleotide messenger RNA. RefSeq names its product chondrolectin (gene CHODL). Gene Ontology annotation, biological process: positive regulation of axonogenesis. Bases 104 to 982 code for a protein of 292 amino acids. The transcript has 8 exons. Gene Ontology annotation, cellular component: cytoplasm. NCBI's taxonomy places the organism in Eukaryota, Metazoa, Chordata, Aves, Accipitriformes, Accipitridae. The record is from RefSeq and is a predicted model, not a curated record.